UGACGACUAUUGAGGUUAGGAAAUCUGCCAGCUGCGAAAUACUGCAAUGCGACAUGCGUCGCGGUUACAUGCUUUAUAAUAGUUACAUGCGCAUAUGUUUUGAGUAUUUCUCGCUGUUUUAGAAUUUGUCAGACCGCGGUCACUGCGGUCCAAAACAAAAGCAAAAUAAGUUAGUGAAGCAAAGUAAAAAUUAAGAAAAAAGUGAAGAAUGCAGUGCCCGAAUCGUAAUAACUGUUGCUAUUUGUGUGGUUUACAUGUGCCGUCAAAAUAUUGGCUGAAUAUCGAAAGGCUUUGUGGAAGGUUUUGAAGUAAUUUGGUUGCCGUGAAGUGAACACUUUGUUGAUUCUUGUUAUUUUUGUCAAACGCAACGUACCUAUGGUUUUCAUUACAAUAUUCGCGAAAAAAUCAAUUAUUCCGAUGUGCCAACCAUAAUUCCGGCACGAUUGCAGUCUGCAGUUCAUCUAAAAGCUCCUCCACCAGAGGAGCAAAAAGAGCAAAAAGUCAUAUUUGAAGCGUAUGACAUGGAAUCAACAAAACUGUCUCAAAUGGAAUUAACAAGAUACAACAAACUAUCACGAGAUAUACGAGAGUUGGGUAGGAAGAUUAAGGAAGUCGAGCCUGAUCAUCCCUUUCGUAUUGAGCAAAGUGCCGUAUUGUUGGAGAAGCUGUAUAUGAUGGGCCUGAUUUCCACCAAAUGGGACUUGUCGCAAACACAGAAAGUAACCGCCAGUUGCUUCUGCAGACGAAGACUCCCAGUCAUUAUGGUGCGCAAUAAGAUGAGUCAGACAAUACCUAUGGCAACAAAAUUGAUAGAACAGGGUCAUGUCCGAGUUGGAGUAGAAGUUGUAAAAGAUCCAGCGUUUUUGGUAACAAGAAAUUUAGAGGACUUUGUAACAUGGGUAGACACAUCUGCUAUUAAGAAACAUGUACUAGAAUACAAUAACGAGAGGGAUGAUUUUGACAUAGUGUGAUCAACUGAAUUUUAUUUUUUUUUUGUACAAAAAAGACUGUUAAUAGGCAACAAUGUAUAAAAAAAUUGUUAAU
Molecule: messenger RNA, 1044 nt
Organism: Mycetomoellerius zeteki
Lineage: Eukaryota; Metazoa; Arthropoda; Insecta; Hymenoptera; Formicidae
Product: U3 small nucleolar ribonucleoprotein protein IMP3
Exons: 5
Coding region: 522-971 (149 amino acids)
Biological process (GO): rRNA processing; ribosomal small subunit biogenesis
Cellular component (GO): Mpp10 complex; small-subunit processome
Molecular function (GO): snoRNA binding; rRNA binding
Source: RefSeq, a predicted model, not a curated record